Molecule: messenger RNA, 4157 nt
Organism: Haliotis rufescens (red abalone)
Lineage: Eukaryota; Metazoa; Mollusca; Gastropoda; Lepetellida; Haliotidae
Product: kelch-like protein 20
Exons: 3
Coding region: 172-2226 (684 amino acids)
Molecular function (GO): protein binding
Source: RefSeq, a predicted model, not a curated record
GGUCAUCCAAUGGUGACGGAGAGUCUGUUUGUCUCAAUCAUAGAUCACAACUAGUGAUACUCUGGGACAUCAUUUCAGAACUGAUAGGGAUUGUCAAUCUGUAAAAGUCCAACUCACAGACCUCGGUUAGGUGAACAGCACGUUCACCAUAGAUCUAGACAAACCAUCACCAUGGCCUAUAAACAAGCGUUCACGAAAAGGGUAUAUGACAAGUUACGUGAACAACUUUGGAAGGCGUUAAGACAGAAUAAAGACUGUGACGUCAUAAUCAAGGUAGACGCCGAUGUGUUUCAUUGCCACAAGGUCAUCCUGGCAAUGACGUCACCUUAUUUUGAUGCCAAGUUUGCCUCGGGUUUCAAGGGCACCGACGAGAAGGUCAUGGAAAUACAGUGCAUGAGCCCGGAAACCUUCAGGAAUGUGUUGGAGCACAUAUACCGUAAUAACGCAGCCUUGAAAGCAUCCAAUGUGCUUGAUGUGUUGCAAGCAAGUUCCAUGUUUCAAAUAGAAUCCCUUACUAAGCGCUGUGAAAAGUUUCUUAUAGAUAUGUAUAGGAUGAGUCAAUCGUGGGUGAAACAGUGGCGCGCUGCACGGAAGUAUAACCUAGAGAUAUUGCUCGAAAUGACAAAUAGUUUCAUGUUUACAAACUUCAAGACAAUAUCAGAAACGGCUCUGUUUACAAGUCUGACCGCGGUCGAGCUGUGUGAGAUUGUUGCCAGUGAUGAGCUGAGAGUGACUCAUGAGGCAGAUGUUUUGAAGGCUGUUCUCCUGUGGACAAAAUCUCAAGAACGUUUCUCAGAUACAGAUCUAACCCAAUUGCUCUCUCACGUAUCAAUUAACCAGAUUUCUGAUGCUACAUUCAAAUCCACAAUAUUCCCUUUACUCCAAACUCUCAGAGAGAAGGCACGCGAUAUUGUGGAAGAUGUAAAGAAAGAACAGCAUGUGUUGAGAAAACUGGUUGUGAGACACAACGACAAGCCUCGGAAUAUCCUAUUUGGAUAUUUGGAAAUCCAUGGCAAAAAAGCACUAAAGAUGUACUCUUUGGAGGAUCACAAGACGUACGAUGUCCCAGCACUUCCAGGUAUACACAAUGUCACUGGAAUACCAAGAGCCUUCGCGUUCAAAGGUGAUCUGAUGUUCACCAGCCUUAGCAGUGUCUAUAGGCUCAAUGAACAGACAUGGUCGUGGGAUAAUAUGAGCCUACCGCCAAUUCAUGUCAUCCAGAUACUGAGUGUGCAGCAUAAGCUGUAUGUGUUUGGUGUAUCCGAUGAUGGUGUGCAGCUACUAAGGUAUAAAGGAGAUGAGGAGGUUGCGUGGGAGCUGGUUGGUGCCAUUGAAGGAGAAAUGGCAAACUGUUCGGCAGCUGCUGUGGGGGACACGAUCUAUUUAGUUGGAGAAGAUCUCACCGCUCACUCCCCAUCACAGGUUAGGGAAAAGGUUUUCAUCCUUAAUGCAUUUGGAGCUGAUGCAGUUUCAUGUCUGGGAAGAUUUCAGCCUCCACUAUCCCAGGGAAAGUUUUCUGUAUCCAUAGCUUCCAAGGACGACAAGAUGUAUUAUUUGACGACAGAAUCAGAAUUCGGAGUGAUUAAUGAUGCCAAUUCCCCAAAGGGUAUUACACGAUUUCAUCAGCUUGACGGUGCCAGUGGCUGCUCUCUUAGUGGGAAGGGAAACGAGUUAAUGAUUCUGAAGACAGUUGAAUCUAAAACCCACAUUUACACCGUGGAUUUGGAGGAGAUGGCUCUCCAUCUAUUUGAAGACGUUCCUGCACUAUAUGAUGGUCGUCUUGGUGUCAUCAAAACCUCAAUCAUCGACAAAUCCUCUGAAGUUGAGAAAAGGGUACAAAGGUCAAAGGAGACAUCUAGACACCCCUAUUCAGAUUUGGAAUUGGACAAACGUUCACACUCUGAUCUCACUGUGAUCGUUGGCGAUGCAUCAUUCCCGUGUCACAAGAUCAUUGUCAAGUUUAUGUCACCAUAUAUGGAGAAACAUUUGUCAGCUGGGGAUGGUGAAAUGACGUUGGAGAAUGUAGAUGACAAUGCCUUCAGAGAUAUCCUCAACUUUAUGUACACUGGUGUUCUACCGCCGCUGUGUGAAGACAACAUCGCUGCCGCCCUACAAGCAGCAACCGUGCUGCAAAUGGACGAUCUUCAGACAGAUAUUGAAAUGAAAAUCAAGGUCAUCAGCAAGGACAAGUCGCCGAAUAUCAAAACUUUCAAGGACUAUCUGUAGUUAGGUUUGCCACAAGAGGCCGUGCUUAUGAACGUCCCCAGAACAACUAGUUAUGAAGCCUAUUUACACUUAAGGUUACUCUCAGAGUGACCCAAUGCUGUAUCCCCCUGGUCUAACGUUUGAAAGUAGUUCUGAACAAAAGAACUCAUAUAAUCAAGAUAUUAUUCAAAUCUGUUUCUUGUAGUGGAGGACCAUUUGAUAUUUAGCUGGGGUCGGGUUUUUUGGGUAGAAUCAUGUUUUUUUCGUCAUUGAGAUAUUUCUUUUCUUCUUAAAAUUGAGCUGAGAUUUGUUUUUUACAACACAUUUCAAAUUCAACCUGGGGAAAGAAUAUUAAACUUUAUUUCUCACUCUUCACUAAAACAUAAUAACUGUAUAGAUGAAGGUGAUUUUAAAACAGAACAAUGGAAUAGCAGUAUAACAAAGCAUUUUCAUGUAAUAAAAGACCAUUUUUACAACAAAUUGACAGAAAAUUGGUCAACUUGACAUGUUUGUACUCACAACAACUGGAGGAAUGUACUAUUCAAUCGUGGAUGAUUGAAAUAAAUAGCAUCUCGAUGUAAACUGACAAACGAAAGAUACGAUACCAGAAUCAAUUAGCCUGCAACAAUACCCAGAUCAGUGGAACUUGAGUUUGAAGUGAAACAUUUGAUGACUUGCAGAAUGCCAACCUACAAAGUUAUGGGUAAAAAAGAAAUGAUGUACUGUUCGUUUACAUCUAAACCGUUGGACAGAGACAAAUAACAUGCUAAGAUCAAUUGUACAAUUAAAAGAGCAAGCCAUUGGUAUGAUACAUCAAAAAGCAAAGCAUGACAACGUUUCAAGGGCGUCCAUGUUGUGCCCUCGGUUGGUACUUUACGGUCCAGGGUGAACGACGGAAGACAAAACUCAGGGGUGAAGUUUAAGGAGACAGUAUCCAUGUUUAUUGUUGAUUGGGAAUAACGUCCGAAAAGGUACAUAUUGAUAGUAAUCACAUGACUGAACACACACCGGGACCAGGUGGCCGGUGUUCCCGGUUCACAGACCCGCUAUGCCCCUUACACAGGUAGGAAGUCAGACAGCGAUUCUUCAUGGUCGAUGGAGUCAUUGCUGAGGCGGUGGCCUUGCCUGACACCACGACUAACUGUACAAUCCGUCCGCUUCUGUCGGUCUCAAAAAUGCACAUUUCAGGAAACCAUUUCGGAGGCACUAAAAGAAAAGGAUUGGCGUUACAUUCUAAUAUGUGUAGAUGACAUCAUAACAUUUUGUGUAAAGAAAACAUUUCACCCUCGAUAUCCAGCCUAGGCUUAUUUUGAAAGCUUGACCACUGUUACUGCCAGGUGAAUAUUAUAAGCACUGACUUUUACUGUAACCAUUAACCUUUUACUGAUAUUUUAAACUGCCAUUAUAUUAUGUACUGCCAUUGUAAAUGAUGAAUAGUAAUUGUUUUGAUUUGUAAACCUAGUUAAUAUUAUAAUACAAUUGUUAAUUGUAUACCAUUUGUUGGGUGUUUGUUGGCUUCAUAAUAUGGAUACUGAGGUAUAUCAUACUACUACAUUUACAUGGUAUGUGUAAUGACAUAAUAAGAGGGGGUGAAUAAAAAACAAUAUCCCUAUCAAAAGUUGAGUAGUAUAUAAGUAGUUUCACUAGUUCCAAGAAAGAAACGUUAUACAUUUCACCUUGCUUCAGAGAUUCACCUCAUUUACAUGGCCUGUAGUGUUGGGUAUGUGCAUAUGUUGACACACCUCACACACCCAAACACGUGACUGGUGACAUUGUGUAAUUCUUGAUAUAUGGAUUUAGUAAAAGGACUUUCGUGUCACUGAACUUUCGGGACCAUCACUUGAUUGUCUGGUAUGUUUGUAGGACGCCGUCGCAUGGCAGGAGUACUCCUGUGCGGCGUUAAGCAAGACACUUACAAUUUAAUGCAUAGUGUACGCUGGGCGGGUGCCACC